CUUUCUCGCGGUCGGCUCGAUGCAGACCGACACCUCCAACUGGACUGGGCAGAAUUUCAUGGCUGCCGGGUGGUCGGGGCUGCUGACAGGAGCCGCAGUUUGCACCUUCGGCUUCCUCGGUUUUGUUGGCAUCGUGUCUCAGAGCUGCGUGCAGAGCCAGGGUCGAAAACUGAGACUUGCCGCCGCUGGCGUCACGCUGCUUGUCAUGUUCCUGUCUUAUUGUGCCGUCGCUGUGGUGGUCUCCAUGAUGGUUCAGUUUCAGGCUCUGAACUGGUCUCCUGUGCCUCUCCUUCGUGUGUUUGAGAUCCGUGAUGUUGACUGGGCGCGCCUGGUGAUGGCGACUCUCAGUAUACUGGGCCUUUCUCUGGCCUUGCUCGAAGUGUGCACUCCUCUGUAUGUGCUGGUUGUGUGUUUGAGCAGAGAGGAAUGGCGAAUAUUACCGUGCGCCUUGGGUAGAGAGAAUGCCAGUACGGGCACACCGGUACUAGCGAUAUUGGCCGCUGGGAUACCUGCCAGUCUCCUGGCCUGCGUCUGUCCGCUGUGGCUGCUGGUACAGGUGAUGUGUGUGGGUCCACUCAUUGAUCACGCUUUUAUAGCCGCCACAGUAAUCCAUAGGCGCUACCAGCCACACACACCUGUCAGGACCAAGAAUGCUGCAGAUAAGAGGGUGAAUUAUCAUCAUAUGGAUCAAAAUUCCAUGUCACUUUGUCAUCCACUUGAUGAUUAUGAUGAGUUUGAUGACGACGAUACAGAGGCAGAAGGGCAGAAACAACAUAAGUUAACAGUUCGUUGUCUGAAGUCUGGCCUGGGCUUCCUGCCAGCUGUCCUUCGUCAGCAUGUCUCGUCAGGACCCCUCCAGCAAUACUACACCAGCCUCUCCAGUCCAGGCGCCGUCCAUAAUGGCAUUCCUCGAACACAGACUGACCUGAGCAGUGCCACGUUCUCUUCCGAGUCCAUCGACGUCACGUAUAUGGAUCCCGAUAGCAUCAGUCUAGUGCAGAGAAAUGUAAUGAAAAAUGAAAUUAACCACAGCUUUAGCAAUGGAACUAUUGUAACAUCAUUAUCUUAUGAUUCGAUGACACAGGGUCAAAUGGAUACAAGGUAUAUGACUAAUGGUUCUGUGACCUCUCUGAAAUCUAUUGAAUCAGUGAUCAUGGAUCAAAGUGAAUUAGAAUUGAAAAAUGUUCCUGUUCCCUCAGUAAAGUGUCCAAAUUCUGUGAUCCAUAUUCAGGACGACGCAAAAAUUAUCGGUGAUCACCCGUUCGUCUCGACAGAAUCUCGUCUUUCCGCGGAACGACGUCAAGAUUCUGUUGGUUCGUCAUGUUCUUUAAAUGGUGAUGAAGAAGGCAGCAAGGUUACUUGUCAUGGUUCUGUAAAUUCUUCAAGGAAAGCGUUUAAUUUUAGUAACGGGAAACUAAUAAUAAAUGGAGAUGCAAUCGAAGACUUAUCAAUGGUCGGAAGUGACUGUGACACGCUGUCCGCAAAUGGGGCCAAACGUUGUAAUAAUGAAAGUGGAGCCACAGGGUACGAAGAACAGGACAGAACGACACACAGUGCAGGUGAUGAUUCUGAUACUGACAAUGAGGGUGCAACACUGUCUUCCGCAUCGACGUGCGGCGGAGAGGCAGACGAUAGUGACGACAGUACGACGGACAUUGAUGCCAUAGUGGCAGAGUACAAGGAGCGGAUUAAAGUAGCCACAACGCUGACAGGUGUGCAGCCAGUAGCGUGCGAACCCACUCCAGCAACAGGUCGACGUGUCACGCUGUCGUUGGUCGGGGUUCUGGUCUGCGCGUUGGUGGCGGGGAUAGCUACAGUCCGUCCCGAAGCCGCGAUUCUGUGGUGUGGGAGCCUGGGUGUUGCGGGAACCCUGUUUCUCCUAGCUGCGAUCGCACGGCAACCACAAAACCAUCGGGGAGCGGAAACCACCGUGCCUCUUGUCCCUUGGCUGCCAGCCGCAGUGGUUCUCAUCAACACAAUCCUGUGUUCGCAGCUUUUGGCGACCGUCUGGCCAGCCAGCGUCCUCUGGCUAGCUACAGGUCUCGUACUUUAUUGGCGAAAACGCUGUCGGUGGUGGCCACGUAACUCUCCAGGGACUGGAGGUGGUAGUGGCUCAACUCGGAGAGAACGUAUUCGUCUUCAUGCGCCUCCUCACCAUCCCACGGUGUCCACGCUGAUUCCCAGUCAUCGACAUCUCCCAGACGACCGGGUCGGUCGGCUGACUCGAGUAGACACCAUCUUGAUAUCCAGAUGAUUAUAUAUUCAUAAUUCGUAAAUAAAUUGAAUAACGUCUUCAUUAAGCUUUUUUUGGCUUCUGUGGGACGGUGAUUGGUUCGGUCAUGACGGAGAUCUUAAUGAAAGAAAUCGCUGGAAUAGCGUUCUGGGCCUCGUUCUAAAUAAAUGGCGACUAAUCCUAUUUAAUGCGUUUUACGAGUAAUUUCUUAAUACUAGUUUAACCAGUUUAGAUGAUUUGAUUUAAUACUGAUCACACGUCCGUGAGGUCCGGAGUCCAUUUUCUCAGAGGAAAAAAAAAGCACGUGCCAACGAAAAUAAUGGCUUGUGUUUUGAAAUGGGUUUUUUUGUGCCUAUUUUACUCUCGGUCAGCGAAUCAAUUAAAUAUGUGAUAAAUUAUGUAUUAUUAUAAUAUCCCUUGUAAAUAAAAGUACCGAAAUAUGUUAUGACCCAGAUGUGAAAAUUCCUUUCCUUUUCGAAACGUGGCGAUUGUGUGAGGUUGAGGCUUUAUUUUAAGUUUUGAAUGAAUUUGUUUUGGCUGUUUUGUUAUGGUUGAAUAAAUUAAGUUCGUAAAACA
This is a messenger RNA of Zootermopsis nevadensis, 2809 nucleotides long. RefSeq lists its product as uncharacterized. The record is from RefSeq and is a predicted model, not a curated record. Gene Ontology annotation, cellular component: plasma membrane. Gene Ontology annotation, biological process: amino acid transport. Gene Ontology annotation, molecular function: amino acid transmembrane transporter activity. Lineage: Eukaryota; Metazoa; Arthropoda; Insecta; Blattodea; Termopsidae.